Medicago truncatula (barrel medic) is the source of this 1379-nucleotide messenger RNA. Its product is annotated as putative hydrolase C777.06c. The transcript has 12 exons. The record is from RefSeq and is a predicted model, not a curated record. NCBI's taxonomy places the organism in Eukaryota, Viridiplantae, Streptophyta, Magnoliopsida, Fabales, Fabaceae. Bases 111 to 1136 code for a protein of 341 amino acids.
ACUUAUAUCAAAACUAUUUUCCCGGAGAGUUGGGAGGAGAACGAAGAUUUUGAAGUGGAGUUGUAAUAAUUUUGGUGAUUUGUGUGUUGUGUGACUGUAAACGCAACACAAUGGUGGUUACCUCCUCCAUUCGUCUUCUUCCAUCAUCCCUCACUUCUCUUGUUCAUCAUCGCUCUCCAUAUUCACGCCGUUUGUUGCGUCCCUCUUCCAUCUCUUUUCCUCUCUCUCCCAUCCACUCUCUUUCUUCUAAUGGAAUUGGUGAGGUGGAUUCACAUGUUGAUCAGUCACAAGUUAUAUUCAUUGGAACUGGAACUAGUGAAGGAAUUCCUCGAGUUAGCUGCUUGACUAAUCCUUCUACUAAAUGUCCGGUCUGUACAAAAGCUGCAAAACCGGGUGAUAAGAAUAGGCGACUUAACACAAGCAUCCUCGUUCGUCACUCUAACGGCACAGGAACACACAAUAUUCUUAUAGAUGCUGGAAAAUUUUUCUAUCACAGUGCUCUCCAGUGGUUCCCCAAAUUUGGGAUAAGAACACUUGAUGCAGUUAUUAUUACUCAUUCUCAUGCUGAUGCAAUUGGAGGUCUUGAUGAUCUUAGAGACUGGACUAACAAUGUUCAGCCCUCCAUUCCAAUUUAUGUAGCCAAGCGUGACUUUGAGGUGAUGAAGAAGACCCAUUAUUAUUUAGUUGAUACAAGUGUAAUCAUACCUGGUGCUGCAGUCUCAGCGUUGCAAUUCAAUAGCAUAUCUGAAGAACCGUUUUUCGUACACGGAUUGAAGUUUACUCCACUACCAGUAUGGCAUGGCCAAGGUUAUCGGUCCCUUGGUUUCCGUUUUGGUAAUAUAUGUUACAUAAGUGAUGUCAGUGAAAUUCCUGAAGAAACUUAUCCACUUUUGAAGGACUGUGAACUUCUAAUCAUGGAUGCUUUGAGGCCGGACCGCUCUUCAGCUACACAUUUUGGACUUCCAAGGGCCUUAGAGGAAGUGCGAAAAAUUCAACCCAAAAGGACACUUUUUACUGGUAUGAUGCAUCUGAUGGAUCAUGAAGAAGUGAAUGACUACCUUACAAAAUUAUUGGAGUCUGAGGGCCUUGAUGCGCAACUGAGCUAUGAUGGGCUUUGUAUAGCAGUCAGACUCUAACUACAGUUUCACUCAUAAAAGGACAAUUAUUAUUAUUUUUCUCUGAAAGAGAAGUUUUUGCUUAUUAAAUAAACAUUGAAAUGAAUGUCAUUACCAGGUUUUUUAUGGUAUGUACAUUUUGCAGGCUCCUGCAGCUAUUCUGCCUUUUUCCCUAUCACCAUUCUUUAUUUAUUCUCUACCUCUCUUAACACUAUGAUACUAUACAUAUGUUAGAGGAAUUUAUCAUGUGAUAACUUUGCUUUA